Messenger RNA from Chanos chanos (milkfish), 1288 nucleotides. RefSeq names its product carbohydrate sulfotransferase 6 (gene chst6). Lineage: Eukaryota; Metazoa; Chordata; Actinopteri; Gonorynchiformes; Chanidae. Gene Ontology annotation, cellular component: Golgi membrane. Gene Ontology annotation, biological process: carbohydrate metabolic process; sulfur compound metabolic process; N-acetylglucosamine metabolic process. Bases 66 to 1262 code for a protein of 398 amino acids. Gene Ontology annotation, molecular function: N-acetylglucosamine 6-O-sulfotransferase activity. The record is from RefSeq and is a predicted model, not a curated record. The transcript is spliced from 2 exons.
CUUCGCCGUCACCUGGACAACUACCACUGACGAACGACGAGGAAACGACCAAGCAAAUUCCCAGAAUGAUACGCUGCAGAGUGCUCAUGUGGGCUCUAGUGACCCUGGUGCUUUUUCAAGUCAUGAUUCUUCUGUCUGGCUGGUACAGACGCCCUGUUCAACAGGAAACCACCAGCCCCUCUGGCGGUAAGGUCCACGUGUUGCUGCUUUCGUCGUGGAGGUCAGGCUCAUCAUUUCUGGGCCAGGUAUUCAGCCAGCACCCAUCCGUUUUUUACCUAAUGGAGCCAGCCUGGCACGUGUGGACGUCGUUAUGGAGGUCAGGCGCCCGCGGACUGCGAAUGGCCGUGCGGGACAUGGUUCGGAGCAUCUUUCAGUGUGACAUGUCGGUCAUGGACUCUUACAUGCCCCCACAGCGCAACGUCUCCAACAUUUUCAUGUGGAGUCACAGCCGUGCCCUCUGCUCACCGCCAGCCUGCCUGCUCGCCCCCCGUGACCAGAUUAGCAAAGAGUCCGAAUGUAAGGAGCGCUGCGAUCAGCGCGGCCUGGAGAUGGCGGAGGAGGCGUGCCGCACCUACAGUCAUGUGGUCGUCAAGGAAGUUCGUUUCUUUGAGUUGGAGUCACUCUACCCAUUGCUCCGAGACCCUAAUCUGAAUCUCCGCAUCAUCCAUCUCGUGCGAGAUCCCCGGGCUGUGGCGAACUCACGGGAGCAAGCUUCCGCCGCGCUUGAGCGCGACAGUUCGAUAGUGUUGGAACAAGCGGACACGCCCAAGAAAGACAGACAGUUCCGCGUCAUCCAGGAAGUGUGUCGCAGCCACGUGCGCAUCCAUGAGACGGCCAUGCUGAAGCCACCUGACUUCCUUCGUGGCCGCUACAAGUUGGUGCGUUACGAGGACCUGGUGAAGAACCAGCUGAAGGAAGUGGAAGCUAUUUAUAAAUUUGUGGGGCUGGAAAUGACGGAUACUCUUCAGGAGUGGAUCUACCGUAUAACGCACGGCAAGGGUAAAGGCAGCAAGAAUGACGCCUUUCAGAUCACGUCGCGCAACGCUGAAGAUGUAUCUUUAGCCUGGCGCACCAUGUUACCCUACGAAAAGGUGAAGCGUGUACAGGAGGUGUGUAAAGGAGCCAUGUCACUGCUUGGGUACAGAACUGUGGAUAGUGAGAGGGAACAGAGGCUAAUGGACCUGGAAUUGCUGACCGGGCAAGAGAAAUUCAAGUUCAGCUGGCUUCCCUCUUCCAAGUCUUCCAACCACACCAAAGUGUAAACAUCCUAUUUGUCCUUCCAUUUUAA